CUUAUUUUUCUCAUUUUUAGGUGAAAGUAUCGGUAGUUAUCCAUUAAUCUAUGUUAUUUUAUCGUUAACGAUCUCGCUUUUCUCAUUAGGUAUUUUCAAAAUGGUAUUAAAGGAUCGAAUACGCGACGGGUAUACACCUUCUAAUGCUCCAUCUAGAUAUGAAAUGGAUGUUAUGCGAGAAUUUUGGAAUUCUACGGGUGAUCCUCUAAUGACUGUUGUUUUAUUAACCGCAAAAGAUGGUCAGUCAAUGUUGAGGGACGAGUAUCUUGAAGAAGCCCUCAGGCUAAAUAAUUUUUUUGUUAAUAAUUAUACUGUUGAUUUGGACAAUAGGUCAUCGUUUAAAUAUAAAGAUGCUUGUUCAAUUUAUUGCAAUCUCAACAUCGCUCUCGAUCUUUUUAAGCAAGGACUUGAUGAACUGAAAGAAUUGGCACAGGAAGGAAAGCCUCUUUCAUCGAUAACGAUGCUUCGUUAUCCAGUUGCAAAGAUUAAAGGUAUCGAAGUUCAUCUGGAACGGUUAUUUUUUGGAGUUAAAAAAAAGAAUAUUGUCAAACGAGAUUAUUUCGUCGAAAAAAAUCUUGAUGUUGAGAAGCUACCCGUCAACACCAGUCUUUCACAAUUGUUGUCCGAAAUCGACUUUGUUAAGGUUUAUUUUUUGGUUGUUUUGUUGCUUUUUCGGGCUGAUAAGCAGAAUGAAGAUUUAGCUCGGAAGUUAACGUUAUGGGAAUUGUCGUUAUUUAAAUUUUGCCGUGAAAUUUAUAAAAGUGAUUUAAUCGAUAUACAGAUGAUUGGAAGUGAAAUUUUGGAUCAAGAAAUGAUAAAAGAUGGACGAAGAAUCAUGCCAUAUUUUGCUGCAGGAUUUGGGUUUAUGAUUACCUUCGUGACUGUAACAGUUUUAAUGAGUGCAGUAUUCUAUAAUUCUAUGGAUUGUGGUAAAAUUCUCGUUGCAUGUGGCUCCAUUAUCUGUCCAAUUUUAUCGAUUGGCACUGCUUAUGGAGUUAUUUCGUUGAUUGGAAUAAGGACAAAUUCAUUUAUGCUCGUUAUGCCAUUUCUUAUCAUGGGAAUAGGAGUGGAUGAUGCUUUCUUGAUGACACAUUCAUGGCAACGACUCUCUUCAUGUUGUAGUUCUGUUUCUCUUCGCCUCGGAAUGGUAUUUGAAGAUGUUGGUCCAUCGAUUACGGUCACUUCCUUGACCAAUUUUAUUUCAUUCAGUAUUGGUGCAUUGACACCAACUCCAGAGAUUCGAUUGUUUUGUUUUACGACAGCAAUAGCUAUGGGAUUGGACUAUUUACUUGAACUAAUUCUUUUCGGACCUAUAUUAGCUCUUGCAACGAAAUGUGAGAAAGCGAAAUUCCCAGUUACAAAGCCUAACUUGGAUUCUUUAAAAAUGAAUGAUGCAGGGUGGAGAAUAUAUGUAAAUUUAAUUAUUUUUUUGAAUUUUUCUCCUAUCGCAGUUGCUAUUUAUUGGUAUUUCGCGAUUGUUGGUGCUUUAAUGAUUAAAACGAGAUUGGAUACAGAAAAAAUUUUGCCCAAAGAUUCACCAAUACAAGCUCCAAAUAAGAUUCUCAACGAUAUCAUUUCAGUUUGGGCGGAAUAUCAUCCAAUUACUGUUAUGGUCAACAAACCGCUGGAUUUAAAUAAUAGCCGUCAAAUGGCGAGAUUUUGGCAGCUUGUCGACGAAUUUGAACGAUUGCCAUCAUGUAGAGGAAAUAUUUCGACUUUACUAUGGCUCCGUGAUUACGCGAAAUUUUAUGAACGUGGUGAUCCCCUCUUUGAUUUGUUCAGUACGUUAUUCGGAUUUAGUGAUCCAGUUCAGCAAAACAUUGAUCCUAAAACUAUCGCUCUCGACUACAAAAAAUUCGAUGAUUUCCUCAAAUCUUCAUUUUAUAAACAUUGGAGAGCUUUUUUAAAAAUUGCGAACUUUGAGAACGAAACGCGAGUGAUCAGAUUUUGGUUCAGCGUUGCUUAUCAAAAUAUGUCAACAUGGCAGCAGCGAAUCGAUAUCAUGCAAAAGUGGAGAAGUAUUGCAAGCAAUUAUCAAGAUUUAAAUGUUACCGUUUGGGAAGCAAAUGGCAUGUUUGUUGAUCAAAUGCUUAGUUUAAAGACGGUCGCCGUACAAACCGGCUCUUUGACUCUUGUGUGCAUGGCCGUUGUAUGCACAAUAUUUAUACCAAAUCCAUGCAGUGUGAUCACUGCUUCGAUAGCAAUUGUAUCGAUAAGCAUGGGAGUUUUUGGAUUCUUGUCUUGGUGGCAUUUCGAUCUUGAUCCAGUGACAACAGCAGCAGUCCUCAUGUCUAUCGGCUUAUCAGUUGACUUUACUGCACAUGUCUCCUAUCAUUAUCAACUGAGGAAUCGGAAAGAAAUGCGCAACGGUAAAAUAGUAAAGAUACCUCUAAAGAGUGCUGCAGAAAAGUUAGAAAAUACUUUAAAAAGCGUCGGUUGGCCAAUGAUUCAAGCUGGUGCUUCAACGAUUAUGUGUAUUCUUCCUCUUCUUUUUUUGCAGAGUUAUUCUCCAAUGGUAUUUGUUAAAACAAUCAUAUUAGUGGUUUGUUGGGGAAUACUUCAUGGUCUUAUUGUUCUACCAACUAUUCUCACCGCUCUACCUGAAUGUUUCACAAAUGCAAAUUGUUAUCGUUUAUUUUUAUCUACAAGCAGCGAGAAAUCCUUUCGUUACAUUAAUCCUAAAUUUUCCAAAUUGACAUGUAAUUUCUUUAAAAUGCACGCAAAAAACUCUCUCGAUGAAAGAUUGGCUCAUAUUUUCUGA
This is a messenger RNA of Dracunculus medinensis (Guinea worm), 2761 nucleotides long. The record is from the annotation of a GenBank genome assembly. Lineage: Eukaryota; Metazoa; Nematoda; Chromadorea; Rhabditida; Dracunculidae.